Sinocyclocheilus grahami is the source of this 1470-nucleotide messenger RNA. Its product is annotated as single Ig IL-1-related receptor-like. The record is from RefSeq and is a predicted model, not a curated record. Lineage: Eukaryota; Metazoa; Chordata; Actinopteri; Cypriniformes; Cyprinidae. Bases 4 to 1242 code for a protein of 412 amino acids. The transcript has 8 exons. Gene Ontology annotation, biological process: signal transduction.
GCGAUGUGGCGUUGUCUUUUGAUUCUCUAUCUGACAUGUCUCGCGUUUACUCAGUCUGCGGAUCCGCUUUGUAGCAGCGUUCCAGAGUUCAAGCAUGAUCAAACUCAGUCGGUUUCGGCGACGUUUGGCCACAGCGUGGUCCUCACCUGCACAGCCUCCAUAGGUUUAAACCGCACCAAUUCAGACUGCAAAGACCUCCUGGAGUGGAUAAAAGAUGGCACACCGCUUACCAACCUCACCUACUCUGAAGAUGUAAAAGACUGGUACCCUGAUGAGGGUCACAUCAUUAAGAGCAGUGAAUUAACACUGACCCUGACAAAUCAGGCCGAUUUUGGUGUGUAUUUCUGCGUGGUGAGGAACAGCACAGCGCAAUUCAACGUAAAGGAAUACAAAUCCCCAAGUCACACUGGGGCAGUGGUGGCAUCGGUGGUCCUGCUGCUUGUGCUCGCUCUGGCAGCGGUGGUCUAUUCCAAGUACCGACUCAACUUUAAACUGUGGUAUAGGAACAUUUAUGGAGAGUAUGAGCUCAAUGAUGGCAAAAUGUGUGACGCCUACAUCUCAUAUGUCAGCAAUGAGAAUGACAGGAAAUUUGUCAACUUCAUCUUGAAACCUCAUUUGGAGAACAAGUACAGUCAUAAACUGCUGCUCAAUGAUACAAACAUCCUUCCUGGAUACAUCAGACUAUUUCAAAAGAUUAAGAAACAUAUGAGCUUUAAUGUUAGAUGCUGUUUCAUGUUCAGGCAGGGUUUGUGGCACUUGAUGGAGCUGUCGAGGAAGCCCAUCUUCAUCAUAUUUCAGUCGCAGCAGAAGCAAAUGAGCCAGGACAUCAGUCAUCAGCUGAGACAACACCAGCCCCGAAUCACGACCCUCACCUGGGGCGCGCACUCCAUGACCCCUUCUUCAGGCUUCUGGAAGGAGCUGGCACUGGCGAUGCCGCUUAAGGUGACGUUUCACAGGGAAUCUGCCGGCGAUCCGCAGACUCUGCUGCAGGGCGAUAAAGAUCCCAUGCUCACGCAGCAGCCCGAUUACCUGGACUGCAGACCGGACCCCGAUCCCGCAGGAGACCUGGGUUUCCAUUUGCCCAUCUACAAGACCCUUCCCUCCAGAGCUCCUGUGCUUCCUGCAGAUCCAGGUGUGACGGCUGAACCCAAACCCCCAGAGAUAGACGUGUCUGACCUCGGCUUGAGGAACUACGCCGCACGCACUGACUUUUACUGCCUGGUCACUGAGGAUGAUAUCUGAGACACACGCCUGUUCUUUUUUGCACUUUUAAGUCACUUUUAGCCCAAUGAUUUCUUGUUACUGUCACUGUUUCCUUUGUUUUUGUUUAUCUACACCUGUACGAUUAUGCGUGCACAAAAUUCUUUAUACUUUUAUGCAAAAUGUUUUAUAACAUUUCAUGUACAGUCCUAGGGAUUUUGGUUCUGUAUAUAUUUUAAUAAAGUUGUGGGGUCUGUGUAAAUGUGUUCG